This is a messenger RNA of Dictyostelium discoideum AX4, 1881 nucleotides long. Its product is annotated as phosphatidylinositol glycan, class V. Gene Ontology annotation, cellular component: endoplasmic reticulum membrane. Gene Ontology annotation, molecular function: GPI mannosyltransferase activity; alpha-1,6-mannosyltransferase activity. Bases 1 to 1881 code for a protein of 626 amino acids. NCBI's taxonomy places the organism in Eukaryota, Evosea, Eumycetozoa, Dictyosteliales, Dictyosteliaceae. The record is from RefSeq and is a predicted model, not a curated record. Gene Ontology annotation, biological process: GPI anchor biosynthetic process. The transcript has 3 exons.
AUGAAAAUAUUAAAUAAUAAUAUAAUUAAAUAUAAAAAACAAAGAAAUACAAUAAUCAAAGUUGCAAUUAUUUGUAAAUUAAUUAUUUGGAUUUAUUGUUUAAUAGUAUCACAACAAUUAGAAAAUUUCGAUAGUUCAACAUCAAUAAAUGCAUUAUCACCAUUAAAGGAACCAAAUGACUCCUCUUUAAUUUUAAAUGACGAAAAAUCAUCAAUAUCAAAUUUAAAAGAUCAUUCAAAUACAUCACCAAUUGUAAAUUUCCUUAUUAAAAGAAUUUUUGUUAAAUGGGAUAGUAUCUAUUUCAUUAGAAUCGCUGAAUUUGGUUAUGAACAUGAACAAAAUCAUGCAUUUUUUCCUUUAUUCCCUUUAUUAAUGAAUAUUGUUGGAAAAGCUUUAAAUAGUUUUUCAUUUAUUCAUUCACUAUCAUUUAGUGAUUGUAUUAUAGUAUCAGGUUUUAUUAUUAGUAAUUUAUCAUUUGUUUUAUCAGCAGUUCAAUUAUUAAAUGAAUUUGCAUUCACAGCAACAUUAUUAUAUUGUAUUAAUCCAGCAGGAGUAUUUACAACAGCAGUUUAUACAGAGAAUUUAUUUAAUUUAAUGAUAUUUAGUGGAUUAGUACAAGUAUUUGGUGGUGAUUAUUAUUUAUUAGAAAUGAAUGGUAGAGAAUUAGGUACACAUUCAAUGCCAUUAUCAAGAAAGAUUUGGUGUACAACUUUGGCAAGUUUAUUUUUCUCUUUGGCAACUGCAACAAGAUCAAAUGGUAUAUUAAUGUGUGGUUUCAUAAUUUAUACUUACUAUUCAAGUUAUAUAACUCAUAUGGCAAGAUUAAUUCUUAGAUUUUUACAUUCAACUAAAACCUAUAAGAAAACUUAUUUGUUGAAACCUUCAAAUUCAAUGGAUAAAUUACCACUUGUAAAUAGUGCUUUCGAUAAUUCAACACUAUCAAAAGAUUUAUUAUUAUAUCCAUUAUUAAUAAUAAUUCAAUCAUUAAUUAUAAUUUUACCAUAUAUUAUUUUUCAAUAUUAUGGUUAUUCAAGAUUUUGUAAUAAUAAUAAUAAUAACAACUUUGAAUUAAUUAAAAAUGGUGAUUGGCCAAGACCAUGGUGUGGUAGUGGUGAUACAAGUGGAUUAUUUAAAUAUCCAAAUUUAUAUGGAUUUGUUCAAAAUCAUUAUUGGAAUCAAGGAUUUUUUAAUUAUUAUACAGUUAGUCAAAUUCCAAACUUUUUAUUUGCAACACCAAUGGUAUUAUUAUCGGUUGGUUCAAUUUUAAGUUAUUUAAGAUAUUUUAUAAAUCAACCAAAUCAAAUGAUUUAUUCAACUUUUAAAAGUAGAUCAAAGAAUAUAACAAUUGAUACAACUUCACAAUUGGCUUCAAUUGGUCAUACAAGUGAUACUUUCUCUGUUGUUUACUAUAGUCCACAUUUAUUACCAUUCAUUGUUUAUCUAUCAUUUUUAACAAUUUUCUCUGUAACUUUUAUGCAUGUUCAAGUUAUUACAAGAUUUUUCAUUCAUUCACCUUUAAUAUUUUGGUUCUGUGCUAAAUUCUUUAUGAAUAAAAUUCCUGAAGUUCCAACUUCUUCACCAAGAAUGUCUGAUUCUAGUAGUAAUAAUAAUGAUAAUAAUAAUAAUAAAAAUAAUAAUAAUAAUAAUAAUAAUAAUAAUAAUAAUAAUAAUAAUAAUAAUAAUAAUAAUAAUAAUAAUAAUAAUAAUAAUAAUAGUAAUAAUAAUAAUAAUAAUACUGGUAUAAAGAAAAAAGAAGAAUCAAAAUUAACAUCAAAAUCUUGCAAAAAAGAAAGAGUUGAAAGAAUUUUAAUUUUAUCUUAUUUUAUACUUUAUAAUGUUUUAGGUUCUGUUUUAUUUACUAAUUUUUAUCCAUGGACAUAA